AUGAUGGACGGCGAUACAGAGCGAAAGCUCGCUCGCACGCUACUGAUGGAGUUGAUGGUGUAUCAGUUUGCCUCUCCUGUGCGAUGGAUCGAAACCCAAGAUGUGAUUUUGUCUCACACCGAAAGCGAACGCAUCAUUGAGGUCGGUCCUAGUGCAACGUUGCUGGGUAUGUUUCGAAAAACCAUCGAUACCAUCUAUCCGACGCAAGAAUGCACUUUGCCAGCUCCGCGACAGCUCCUUCAUUCCGAAAAAGAUACCGACGAUAUCUACUACAGUGGAAAACCAGAUCAGAUUGAGCCAGUGCAGACCCAACCGCAGACACAAGCACAAGCACAAACGCAGUAUCUCCCGCCAACACCGGAUGUAUCAAGCCCAGCGGUCACUGUGGAGGUGACAACCACGGCUCUUCCCGCACCAAGGGUGCAGGUCGAAGUUGUGAGCAUCGAGGAUCAAAGCAUACAAGCUCAGGAUAUCGUUUUCGCUAUUGUCGCCAGAGCAUUGAAGCGAGCCGCCUCCGAAAUUGACGGUAACAAGUCCAUCAAGGCUUUAUCCGAGGGCAGAUCAACCUUGGAAAAUGAAAUCAUCGGCGAUUUACAUAGCGAAUUUGGCACGUUGCCCGAUCGAACCGAGGACCUCCCUCUCGGCCAGGUUGGACCUGAAAUUCAAUCCAGCCACAAGGGUGCCCUUGGCAAGGUCACAACCGCCAUGAUUAACAACCUAUUUACUACCAAAAUGCCGAGUAAUUUUACUGCGGCCACCGCUCGAGAGCAGUUGGGCACCCAGUGGGGACUCCAAUCGGGUCGCCAAGAUGCCUGCCUCUUGUGUGCAGUCACUUUGCAGCCCACAAGCCGAAUCACCACUGAAUCUGAAGCCCGUGACUUCAUCUCCAGCGCUGCUCAGACAUAUGCCAAACGGGAAGGACUUACUCUGCUCCCACCCAACGCAUCAGAUGUCGUCGGUACAGGCAGCGGGGUCAUGAUGGAUCCAGAAGCACUCCGAGCCGUGACCGAGUCUCAAGAAACCUUGUCGAAACGCUUGCUGGCACUUUAUGCUGGACAAUUAGGGCUAGAUCUGGAGGCGGACCGGCAGGCGCUGGACCACUUACGCGAAGAAGUCGUUACCGGACUACAUGCCGACCUCGAUCUCUGGCAUGCAGAGCACGGCUCGGACUAUGCCAACGGUAUUCGGCCACGAUUUGAUGCUAAAAAAAUCCGCAGUUAUGAUUCGGCUUGGAACUGGGCACGGCAGAGUUUAUUGGAGCUCUUUGAGUACACUUCAAGUAUCACAGAUCACAGUACGCUAGAUCACGAUGCGUUGAUAAAGAGGUGUUACCAUAUCGCCAACGCCGCCGACGAGACCAUUCUGCCGAUGUUGGAUGAGAUUAUUUUCCGGCUGCAAGAUCGUGAUCUGCCACAAUCUAUCUUUCACACGCUGAAAAGCGAUUGCACAGAUAACUUGCUGUCGGGACCGGUAUUCAAAGGCGCUCCCCGGCAGCUGGCGCCAUUCACAACCAUCGACAACCAGGGGAACCUUCAGUACAAGGAACAUCCUCGGAAAAAUUCGUCACGCUUUGCCAAUCUUUCCCUUCCCAGGUCGGGGCUUGUCCAAAACCCACUGCUGAACACCGAACCAUAUCUCCAUCUGAAAGAGCGAAAGGCUUCUGGAUGGGAAUACUCCGAGGACCUAACUCGUCAUCUUUACCAGGUCUUCCAUAAUGUAGAGACACAAGGUGACUCUCUCAGUGGCCAAACCGUAUUGAUCACAGGUGCUGGAAUCGGGUCCAUCGGAGCUGCGAUGAUUGUGAAUCUUCUGAAAGGGGGAGCUCGAGUGCUUGUCACGACUUCAUCCAUGUCCCCGGAGGUGGCGGCAAAAUAUCAAGCCUUGUAUAUGGAGCAUGGAUCCCGCGGUUCACAACUUGUUGUUGUACCGUUCAACCAGGGAAGUUCCCAGGACAUUGCUACCUUGGUACAACAUGUGUACGAUGAGAAGAACGGGCUCGGGUGGGACUUGGACUAUCUUAUCCCUUUUGCGGCUAUCAGUGAGGCUGGCCGGACCUUGGACUCAAUUGACUCCAAGUCGGAGCUGGCACAUCGCAUCAUGCUAACCAACUUGUUGCGAUUGCUGGGAAUUGUGAAGACCUACAAGGAAACCCACGGCCAUCGCACGCAUCCCACACAGGUGUUGUUACCGCUGUCCCCCAACCACGGCACGUUUGGAGGAGAUGGUCUCUAUAGUGAAUCGAAGGUGGCUUUGGAAACCCUCUUUAACCGUUGGCAUUCAGAGAAUUGGCAGGAUUACCUCUCCAUCUGCGGAGCGGUUAUCGGCUGGACUCGCGGCACGGGACUGAUGAACCAAAAUGAUCUCGUAGCCGAAGGGAUUGAAAAGGCUGGUAUGCGCACCUUCUCUCAGGAGGAGAUGGCUUAUGCCCUGGUUUGCUUGUGCGUUGGGCCUAUGUACGAGCUCUGUCAGGAGGCUCCGGUCUAUGCUGAUCUGACAGGUGGCAUGGCCCAGGUCUCCAACUUGCCAGAAGCCUUAGGCGAGCUACGACGUGAGAUGAAGGAGCGCAGUGAGAUCCAAGCUGCUUUAUUCCAGGAAGAUACCAUCGAGUCUGGCUGGUCGAACCUGAGAGAGCUAGGUACAUCUGUGCUUGAGUUAGAAGAGAGAGCCCACGUCCGGCUAGACUUCCCUAAGAUCCUCGACUAUGAUCGUGACAUCGCCUCCCUUGGUGAAGACCUGCAGGGGAUGGUGGACCUGCACCGAACGGUUGUCAUCACCGGUUUUGCCGAACUAGGACCACAUGGCAAUUCCCGGACACGAUGGGAAAUGGAAGCGAACGGGCAAUUUUCGCUGGAGGGAGCCAUCGAAAUGGCGUGGCUAAUGGGCUUCAUUCGUCACUUCUCCGGGACUAUUGAUGGCCAACCGUACUCCGGCUGGGUUGACACCAAAACCAAACAGCCGGUGGCUGACACCGCGGUCAGGCCAACCUACGAAGAGAAGAUCCUGGCCCAUUCUGGCAUUCGCUUCAUUGAGCCUGAGCUCUGUGACGGGUAUGACCCUAAUAAAAAGCAAUUCCUCCAUGAAAUUGUUUUACAGGCGGAUCUCGAAGCUCUUUGCGUGCCUGAGUCGCUCGCUGAGCAAAUGCGUCGAGAACAUGGCGCCUUCAUAACGGUGCAGAAGUCAUCAACUCCCGACCUGUAUCAGGUGCAGCUGCAUAAGGGAGCCCGGCUGUUCGUUCCACGUGCCAUGCAAUUUGACCGUACUGUUGCCGGCCUAAUCCCUACCGGCUGGGACCCUCGAACCUACGGGUUGCCUGACCAAAUAAUCUCUGAGGUGGACCGAUUAACAUUGUAUACGCUCGUUUGCACGGUGGAGGCAUUGCUCUCAUCCGGCAUCACCGACCCAUAUGAGCUCUACCAGUAUAUCCACGUCUCCGAGGUGGGCAAUUGCAUCGGCUCUGGCAUGGGAGGUAGUACCUCUCUAGGCAAGAUGUUCAAUCACCGAUUUACCGGGCGGGAGGUUCAGAGUGAUAUCCUGCAAGAGACUUUUGUCAACACGGUUAGUGCCUGGGUUAAUAUGCUUCUGCUAUCGGCUAGCGGCCCCAUACGAACACCUGUUGGGGCCUGCGCAACAGCUGUCGAGUCUAUGGAGCUUGGUUAUGACACAAUUGUGACUGGGAAAGCCAAGUUCUGCUUGGUGGGAGGAUGUGAUGAUUUCACCUCGGAGACCUCAUAUGAGUUUGCUAGUAUGAAGGCGACCACUAAUUCACUUGACGAAACCGCCCGAGGGCGAGCACCCAGUGAGAUGUCGCGACCAACCACCACUACCCGCAAUGGGUUUAUGGAAUCGCAGGGUUGUGGGCUGCAAGUCCUAACUACUGCGGAUUUGGCGCUGAAGAUGGGGCUUCCAAUCCGCGGUAUCGUUGCUUUUGUCAGCACCUCCAGUGAUAAGGCUAGUCGCUCGGUCCCAGCUCCUGGGCAGGGCGUGCUUGUCAAUGCUAGACGCACAACGUCGGCUUCAAAUAUCCCUUCUCCAUUGCUGAAGGUAGCCAAUCGUCGACGCCGCCUCGAGUUCCGACGCAGGCAGAUCGCCGAGGCCCGAGUGGUGGCCCUUGAACAGCUAGACUUCGAAGUCGACACCGUACUAGAGCAGGACCCGGACUUGGACGUGGCUGCAUAUCGCAAGGAACGCCACGAGCAGAUCCUGAUUGAUUUCCUCCAAGAGGAGCGAGAUGCUCAGUAUUCACUGGGCAAUGAAUUUUGGCGCCACGACUCAUCAAUCGCGCCACUCACUGGGUCUCUCGCGACCUGGGGUCUGACCAUCGACGACCUACAGGUCGCUUCGUUCCAUGGAACUUCGACUAUAUUGAACGACAGAAAUGAAUCCAGCGUCCUUCAACAGCAAAUGACCGCACUGGGGCGGCGCAAGGGCAAUGUGCUUCUGGGUGUCUUCCAAAAAUACUUGACAGGUCAUUCCAAGGGUGCUGCCGGUGCAUGGAUGGUCAACGGGGCGUUGCAAAUGUUGGAUUCGGGCUUAGUGCCAGGCAAUCGCAAUGCCGAUAAUAUCGAUUCAGCGCUGCAGGAAUUUGAUCUCAUUGCCUACCUAAGUCGGCCAGUGCGCGUGCCUGAUCUCAAGGCUGUGUCGAUCACGUCGUUCGGCUUUGGGCAGAAAGGCGCGCAGGCCAUCUGCGUGCAUCCCCGGCAUGUAUUUGCCACUUUGACGCGACAAGAGUAUGAGGCGUAUCUUGCUCUUCGCAUGGCUCGCCAGCGGCGUGCUGAUACAUAUUUCUAUGAGGGGAUGAGCUCUAACUCAUUGUUCCGAGCCAAAACAGCUCCCCCAUUUCCGGUCUCUCAAGAGAAGGAGACGUACCUCAACCCCUCCGCUCGCUUGUUCUGUUGA
Molecule: messenger RNA, 4896 nt
Organism: Penicillium canescens
Lineage: Eukaryota; Fungi; Ascomycota; Eurotiomycetes; Eurotiales; Aspergillaceae
Exons: 3
Coding region: 1-4896 (1631 amino acids)
Biological process (GO): long-chain fatty acid biosynthetic process
Cellular component (GO): fatty acid synthase complex
Molecular function (GO): fatty acid synthase activity; 3-oxoacyl-[acyl-carrier-protein] synthase activity; 3-oxoacyl-[acyl-carrier-protein] reductase (NADPH) activity
Source: RefSeq, a predicted model, not a curated record